AAGGCAUGGGGCAUUGUGGCUGUCUAAUCGAGCUGAUUCGAAUAAUGUUAAUCCUCACUCUUUGAAAUUCAAUCAUAAACCCUAGAUUCUCAUUCCCAAAUCUACCGAUUCUCGAUCCUUAAUCCUACUCUCCGACAAUUUUUCCUAGUUUCGCAGUGUGAUCAUUCGUUCAUCAACUUUCUCUGCUUUUCUCGCUGAAAUUUUCGACGUUUUUCUCGGGAAAAUAUGGGGAGUAGAAAGGAAGAGGAGCGAAAUGAGAAGAUUAUUAGAGGUCUUAUGAAGCUACCUCCUAAUCGCAAAUGCAUCAACUGUAAUAGCCUGGGUCCCCAGUAUGUCUGUACGAAUUUUUGGAGCUUCGUUUGUAUAGCGUGCAGCGGAAUACACCGAGAGUUUACUCAUCGAGUGAAGUCUGUAUCGAUGGCAAAAUUUACUUCUCAAGAAGUUGAAGCACUUCAAAAUGGUGGUAAUCAGCGAGCUAGAGAAAUAUAUUUGAAGGAUUGGGACAUUCAGAGGCACCGAUUUCCUGACAGCAGUAAUGUUGACAAAGUUCGGCAGUUCAUAAAAGAUGUGUAUGUUGAUAGAAAAUACGCAGGAGGAAAAACCACCGACAAGCCUCCAAGAGAUACACAGAAUCGUGGACUUCAUGAAGAUGAUACAAGACGUGCCAGUUCUUACCAUUCUUAUUCUCAAAGUCCUCCUUAUGAUCAUCAGUAUGAGGAUCGCCGGUAUGGAAAACAAGCAGCUGCGCUUACCAGGAAGCCUGGAUCAGACCGAGGCCGCUAUGAAGGGAAGAUGUCUAGCUUUAUCUACAGUCCUGGCCGCUUAAGUGAGCAAAUGUAUGAGGAUAGAUUUGCCAAUGAUGGCUCUAAUUCUCGAGUUUCAGACUAUUCUGUCUCCAGUGGAGGGGAUCCAUUCAGAUCAGGUACACAGUCCCCUAGUUUUAGAUCAGGUACGCAGUCCCCUAGUUAUCAGAAGGAUACUGGUUUCAGCAGUCCACCAUUCCAUUCUUCAAGGGAUGUUGUGAGUGAGGAUGUUAAGCGCCAAGCAGUAGAUUCUUUUCCGCAGAGAAGUAGAUCUUCUGGAAGUUUUGGAUCAAUUGAAGGCAACUUUGUGCCUCACAAGUCAUUUAGUUCCGGAGGUUUAACAGAUAUUGGCUCACACUUCGAACAAGCUGCUGGAGCAGUCCAAGACCAAUCAUCCUUUAAUGGAUCACCGGUUCUGGGAAGUUCUGGUAAUUUGGAUCUUUUCAAGUCCCCAUCUGUACCAGAAACAGUAUCUUCGUCAGCACAAAUUGACUUGUUUCAGUUACCAGAAGCACCAGCUCCUUUAUCAGUAGAUCUGUUUCAACCAUCAGUAGUAUCGUCAACUUCACCGCCACCCUCUUUGGACUUGUUUGCUGUUACGGAUCAGCUACAGUCUACAACAAUCUCCAAUGAAAAGAUACCAGAGUUUCCUGCCCCUAAAAAUGAAGGAUGGGCAACAUUUGAUACGCCUCAGUCCACAACUCCUAUUAACCUUGGAAUUAUACCCUCUAACAGUGGAGAGUCUCUAGGAAAGGUUGAUCUCUUUUCAUCCUUUGAUACAAGCAUGCAAUGGCCAUCAUUCCAAGAUUCUAGUUAUCACAGUUCUUUGAAUAUAUCUAGUCCAUGGAAUGAUAGUUUGCAGGGUGUAACAGCUCCCAAUCCCAAUAGCACAAACACUCAGCUAUGGAAUGCUUUUGAAGAUACUGUUGGACAGCAUCCUUUGGAGGGCUUUAAACAGGAUGGCGGACCACUAGUGGGGAUAGAUGGGCAUUCUUCAACUGCUAAUCAGGAUUUGGCAUUUACAGCUUCCGAGAACUCCAAUUUAGAAAGUAUCCAAAGGGCUGCUUCUCAUGGGGAACCUCCUGGUCCUGUUCCAUCUCUUGCAGUGGGGCCAUCAUAUACUCCUCCAAUGCUUCCUUUAACGGGAGAAACGCAGUCGCAUUCUACCGAUCGCAAAUCAAAUAACCCAUUUGAUCUUCCUUAUGAUUCAGAACCGGAAGAAAACAACAUGUUUCUGGACAUGAGCUCCUUACAAAUGCAAGGUGCUCUACCGGAUGCCCAGCUUCCUUCCAGUUACCUUGGUGGUUUAUCUGAACCAUGGUUUCCUCAAAAUUCAGCGACUCCUUAUAUUCCUGAUGCUGGACAAGGUGGUGUAACAUAUCUAUCCCCACAAGUUCCAAGCUCCCAAAUACACUUGUUCGGCAGGAAUGUACCAGCCCAGGGGCCUGUUGCGUCGUCGAUCGGAGGAAAUCCAUUCGCGUAGAAUUUAUUAUAGGAAAGAAUAGUUCUUUGAUCAUUUUUAGUUGAUAGAAGUUACUAGUUUUGUCUUCCUUUUUCAGUUUAUAAUUUGUUGAUUUCUCUGCAUUUCCUUGAGAAUGAAAAUAUUAUGGUUUUUGUGUCUGUAUUUUUUGUAGAAUAAAGUUUGCUGUGUAUAACAUUCAGACCAUCGGUAAGGCCAUAAUUUUUUUUUCCCUA
Messenger RNA from Humulus lupulus (European hop), 2498 nucleotides. RefSeq names its product probable ADP-ribosylation factor GTPase-activating protein AGD14. The transcript has 13 exons. The coding region runs from base 226 to 2286 and encodes 686 amino acids. Lineage: Eukaryota; Viridiplantae; Streptophyta; Magnoliopsida; Rosales; Cannabaceae. The record is from RefSeq and is a predicted model, not a curated record. Gene Ontology annotation, molecular function: GTPase activator activity.